Messenger RNA from Haliotis rubra (blacklip abalone), 2368 nucleotides. Its product is annotated as D-2-hydroxyglutarate dehydrogenase, mitochondrial-like. Bases 95 to 1705 code for a protein of 536 amino acids. Gene Ontology annotation, molecular function: FAD binding; catalytic activity. The record is from RefSeq and is a predicted model, not a curated record. Gene Ontology annotation, cellular component: mitochondrion. NCBI's taxonomy places the organism in Eukaryota, Metazoa, Mollusca, Gastropoda, Lepetellida, Haliotidae. The transcript is spliced from 7 exons.
CUCUUUUGGUUUGGAAGGGUGUCAAGGACUUUUGUCUUGAGGCUGCAUGAUAAGAUGAUUUAGGUGUCAGAGACGUUUUGUCAAGAUAUAAAUCAUGCAUGCUUGUCUAGCGAGACGAGUGAUACAGAGGACAUACUGCCAAGGACUGUCAGUUGCCAGUUUUAGUUUACCUGGCAGAAAUGACCACGCACGUGAUAUGGGGCAAGGAGGUCAGUCUAGGCCACAUGGAUUUGUUCAAGGGAUUAGUAAAUAUCACAUGUCAUGCAUCAACAACAGCGUGAACACUGACAGAAAACCGAAGAUAGCUCGUGGUCCGUACAGCGAUGUCACAGACGCAGAUAUUAAUUUCUUUGAGAGUCUGAUUCCAGGACGAGUAUUGACAAACCCAAGUGAUGUUGAGCCUUAUAAUGAAGACUGGCUAAAAACUUGCAAAGGUUCAAGCAAGGUUGUACUGAGGCCAAAGUCAACAGAAGAAGUGUCAGCCAUCUUGUCCCAUUGUAAUGAGAGAAAGUUGGCUGUGCAACCCCAGGGAGGAAACACUGGACUUGUUGGAGGGGGUGUCCCAGUGUUUGAUGAGGUCAUAAUUUCCACACAACUAAUGAACAAGAUUAUAUCUGUGGAUGAUGUGUCAGGUGCUGUAGUGUGCCAGUCUGGUUGUGUGCUGGAGACCCUUGACAACCAUGUCGCAGAAUAUGACCUUGUUGUGCCCCUUGACCUUGGAGCUAAGGGAAGCUGCCAAAUUGGCGGCAACAUCUCAACCAACGCAGGAGGCAUCCGACUUCUCCGUUAUGGAUCUUUACAUGGGAGUGUGCUGGGUUUAGAAGCUGUUUUGGCAAAUGGCAAAGUGGUAGACUGUCUAUCAUCACUACGCAAGGAUAACACGGGUUACGACAUCAAGCAGCUGUUCAUCGGCUCAGAGGGAACCCUCGGCUUCAUCACUGCUGCAUCUAUCCUGUGCCCGCAGAGACCUAAAGCUGUCAAUGUGGCGCUGCUGGGCUGCGAAUCCUUCAACUCACUGGUGUCAGUGUUGAAAAUGGUGAAGACCGAAGUCGGCGAGAUUCUGUCGGCCUUUGAGAUGAUGGACCACGCCACGAUGGAGGUUGUGACAGGCAACCUGAACCUGACCUGUCCCAUCAGUAACAACGCCUUCUACGCCCUCAUCGAGACGAGCGGCUCCAACGGCAGCCAUGACCAGGAGAAGCUCAAUGCUGUGCUUGAGAAACUGAUGGACAAAGGACUGACAACUGAUGGGACACUUGCCACAGACAUGACCAAGAUUAGGGCGAUCUGGCAGCUCCGGGAACGUGGUGCCGAGGCCUUGAUGGUGGAUGGAUAUACGUACAAGUAUGACUUCAGUCUGAAACUGUCUGACUUCUACACACUGGUGGAGGACGUCAGAGCGAGGAUUGGAACGAAGGCGACAAGAGUGGUUGGCUAUGGCCACCUUGGUGAUGGAAACCUUCAUCUGAACAUCACAUCUUCAGAAUUCAAAAGAGAAAUUCUGGAUUUGAUAGAGCCAUUUGUGUAUGACUGGGUAUCACAGCAUGGCGGCAGUGUCAGCGCAGAACAUGGCCUCGGCUUGUGGAAACGCAACUACAUCUACCAUACAAAAUCUAGGGCAGCUGUGGACAUCAUGAGGUUGAUGAAGCAGGUGCUUGAUCCAAAUGGUAUCCUCAAUCCUUAUAAAGUUAUCCCAGCAGAAUAACAUCUGACUGUGUACAAGGCACACUGGGCACACUGAUGGGCUUCCGCUGAACAGCUUGGGUCAUGAGGUUCAUGAUUUAGAUGCUUCUCAGAAAUGACCAGUACCAAUUAAUGUUUGUGUGUCCCACGACAAGUCUAAUGCUGAGCCAUAACCAUGAAACACUGCAACGGGGUACCACGUUGCCCAGACACACAAACUGACAGUCAAAAUUUGAAGACUUCUAGGGAUCUAUUAAACUGUUUUUUGUAAACAUCUAUUUACAAUCUUAUAAACUAACAGGCAAAAGAAACAAUACCAAGUCGAAAUCACUGAUAUUACAAAACGACAAACCACCAUUGUGACAAAGGAAAGUGAAUUUUAUAACCGGGUGUAUGGGCAACCUGCAUGCAUCGUUUCUUUGGCCGGUUAGUUUAUUAAAAUGUUAUGGCUGUUAUGAUGCAUUUCAAGUAUUUGUAUUGAUGAAUCGAGCCGUAUGAAUCCAAUCGACUUCAAUUCUUUAUUCAUCAUCACUUAAAUCAAAUAUUCAUUAAUUUUAAACAUUUUCAGGGAUUGGGAAAGGCAGAGGCCAUGGGCCAUUUGCACAUUAGAAUUAAAACAUGGCCCAUUAAAACUUUGAAGUUUACGAUUGAUACAGGGCCAUUGGCCCAUUCUACAUUCAGAAAA